UUUGUAAUGGAAUUGAUUCUACUAUUGACGCCACUAAAUUUCAUCUAAAUCCAUAUUGGAAAAUAGACGGAGCUCUAUAAGAGUGACACUCCUCAACUUAUUAAUGUAGUGAAUCAGAAACACUUUUGAUGAAUACUUAUUAACAAUUAAUUAAUAAGUUAGAAAUUUUGUUUCUUAUUUUAUAAGUUAACAACCCAACAUGCCAAGCUUCCAACCACACUGGCCAUAUUCAACAACUUUCUGCUAGGUGAAAUAUUUUCACAGGAUCCAUUAAGGGCCAGUGACAAAGCCCUAACAAGCUGUGGACCCUAUAAAAUGAAAGAAGAAGAUGCAAUGGUUUAUAGAAGACCCUAUCUUAUAUCUGGCUCCUCAGGUUUUGCAUUGAAUGCAAUUACCAGGACAUUGAAGAAAGACCUCAAGAGGUAUGUGGAGGAUAUGCAGACAAUACUUAAGGACGAAAGUUGUAACGUUCCAACGACGAUAUGUUGGGGUCAGAGGGAUCGUUGGUUGAGCUAUGAUGGAGUUGAAGAUUUUUGCAAAGAUUCCAACCAUACACUCAUUCAAGUUCCAAAGGCUGGACAUCAUGCACAAGAAGAUUGUGGUGAAGAACUUGGACAACUUAUUUAUGGAAUAAUAAGAAAAAAAAAAUUAAGGAUGAGAACAUUAAUUUAAUAUUUUUCAGUUAUACAAUCAUAUUAAUUUGCAGUCUCUAGAAUAUAAAGUAAUUCUUAUUGGAAUUGAGUACACUAAA
Messenger RNA from Cicer arietinum (chickpea), 751 nucleotides. NCBI's taxonomy places the organism in Eukaryota, Viridiplantae, Streptophyta, Magnoliopsida, Fabales, Fabaceae. The record is from RefSeq and is a predicted model, not a curated record.